AUGACAAAAGAGGUUAUGAAAACUCAAGACCUACGCUUUGCUACUAGGCCCGAAUUUAUGUCUGGAGAUAUUAUUUUCUACAAUUACACAGACAUUGAAACUUGUCCAUAUGGUGAAUACUGGAGAAAUAUGCGCAAAGUGUCAGCUUUCGGGAAAGUGAUUCAUGAUCAAGAUAAGUUGAUAAUGUUGGUGAAAGACGUAACACUAUUAGCUGGUGGAUUUGACUUGGCUAAUUUGUUCCCUUCCCGAAAAUGGCUUCACGAGAUCAGUGGAUUGAAGUCCAGAAUGUUGAAGCUUCACACCAAGAUAGAUGUAAUUUUGGAGAAUAUCAUUAAUGAGCAUCGGAAAAAUCGAACAAUUGGUAAGAAGGGCAAUGAUGAUGAACUGUAUGGAUUGAUUAUUGAGUGGGCUUGGUGGAGUCUCAAAGGAGUUAUUUUUAACAUAUUCUUAGCAGGAGCUGAAACCUCAUCUACAACAAUUAUUUGGGCGUUGGCUGAAAUGAUAAGAAAUCCAAGUGUUAUGGCUAAAACACAACUUGAAGUUAGAGUAAGGGUGUCUGAUGGGUGGGACGGGCCGGGCUGGAUUCCAUCAGGAAUAACUGCAGACAGUUUCGACAUGACUGAAACAGAUGGAGUAAAUGCCGGAAGAAAGGAUGAUCUUUGUUUAAUUGCUGCUCCGUUUGGUCUCUCCUAG
Messenger RNA from Nicotiana tabacum (common tobacco), 693 nucleotides. The record is from RefSeq and is a predicted model, not a curated record. NCBI's taxonomy places the organism in Eukaryota, Viridiplantae, Streptophyta, Magnoliopsida, Solanales, Solanaceae.